UUCUCCAUGAUCCGACAGCGGCAACACUUCACAGGUACCUUCAUGUUACUGUCCAGUAUCCCGACCUACCGCCCAUGCCACUGCCUUAACCCGACACCGACCGAAGCCUCCCUCCCCUCCAGUCACGACGCGUGCGGCCUACACAGACAGUGACCAUCACGACACGCAGAUCACCAAAAUGGCGCCCGACGACAAGCGCAUCUACAGCGCGACGUACAGCAACGUGCCGGUGUACGAGUACAAUGUCAGCGGCAACCACAUCAUGCGCCGGCGCUCCGACGACUGGAUCAACGCGACGCACAUCCUCAAAGUCGCCGACUACGACAAGCCGGCGCGCACGCGUAUCCUGGAGCGCGAGGUGCAGAAGGGCGUGCACGAGAAGGUGCAAGGUGGAUAUGGCAAAUACCAGGGAACAUGGAUCCCUCUGCCCGAUGGUCGCGAGCUGGCGCAGAAGAACGGCGUACUGGACAAGCUACGGCCCAUCUUUGACUACGUGCCUGGCGACAGGAGUCCACCACCCGCCCCCAAGCACGCCACUGCUGCCUCGUCCAAGCCGCGAGCACCACGCACCGCGACCGCCACUGCGCGACGCGCUGCGCCCAAGAAGGUGCCGGAAUCGCCCAUGAAACCGCCGUCGAAGCGCAGCGCCGCCUCUGCUGGCAUGCACGACUAUGACCAGAUGAGCAUGCACGAUGCAGACACACCUGAUGACGUGACGGUCGUAUCCGAGGUUUUCGAAGAUUACGACUCGCAGUAUACGGGAGGUGCUCGCAAACGCCGCAGGGUGGAGGAUCCCAUGUCUCAGGCCGACAAGGAGCACCAGCUGUGGGCAGAUGAGCUGUUCGACUACUUUAUGCUUAUGGACAGUCCAGACCAGCUGCCAGUGGCUCCACUACCGCCCCAAGGCGCGGAUCUCAACCGGCCCAUUGACGACAAGGGACAUACUGCCUUACAUUGGGCUGCCGCUAUGGGCGAUCUCGAAGUGGUCAAGGACCUGAUUCGACGGCAAGCCGCCGUGGACGUGCAGUCGAAAAAUGGAGAGACUCCUCUGAUGCGUGCCGUUCUCUUCACCAACAACUACGACCGCCAGAACAUGGACAAGCUUGCCGGCUUGCUGAUUCGGACCGUGAACAUGCAGGAAUGGUAUGGGCAGACGGUUUUCCACCACAUUGCAAACAUUACGGAACGGAAGGGCAAGUAUCAGUGCGCCCGGUACUACAUGGACUGCAUUCUCAACAAAAUGCCCGAAGUCAUGGGCCCGGACGGCAUAGAACGCGUCCUAGACACGCAAGAUAACAAUGGCGAUACUGCCAUUACUAUCGCAGCACGUAAUGGAGCUCGCAAAUGUGUACGAAGUUUGAUCGGAAGAAAUGCCGCUGUCGGAAUACCCAAUCACAUGGGAGAGACAGCAGACUCGUUGAUUGUGCAACUGAAUCGACGCCGACAAGAGCGGAGUAACAAUCGGCAACUAUCAUCUUCUCCAUUCCAGAAUGAUAGUCGGGGAUCCACUUUUCUCGGCGGUCCAGUGCGACCCCAUGUCAACGGUAUAGGUGAGAGUGCGGCGAUCGACCCCCUGCUAGCUGGCUUUGGUGAAGCCUCACAUUCGUCCAACAGUAGCAACUUCAAGUCGGAAGCCGCCCUCUCUCUCACUUCGGCAAUCAUGCCCGCACUGAAAAGUAAAGCAGAGCAACUCGCAGUGCAUCUCGAGUCGGAGAUUGAAGAGAAGGAGGCCGAAAGGUUCGAGGCUGAGCGAGUGGCUGCAGAACGCACGGUGCAGAUUGAUAUGUUACAUCAACAAUUAGAUGAGCUGACUGCCAAAGAUCUCGAGCAGCGUGACGACGAUGCCGAAGACGACGAUGCGCUAUCGCGGAAGCUGGAAGCACUGAUGCAAGAAUACGAGGCUUUGAUGCAAGAAGACGAAGACGCCGAACUCAAACAAAUCCUCAGCCAGGAAGAGCAGACCCAGUCAGACUCACCUCCUGACGACAUGCUACUUGACGAAGAAGAUGAGCAGGUGACGCAGAAAUUACCGCUUGUGCAGGAGCUUCAUGAACUCGUGGAGCAGCGCAAGAUUCUUUUUACGGCGAUUGUGCAAGCACUCUCCAAUGCUGGCAUGAAUGAUAAGCAGACGGACUACAAGCGGCUGAUUACCGGAGCGUUGGAUGUCCGAGAAGAAGACGUCGAAGGCAUGCUACCAGAGAUUGUGGCAGAGCUCGAGGACUGGCAGCUUGGCGUUGCUUAAGGGACGCGAAUAUGGACGAUCGAAUCCUCAUGUACCGUAGACGUGCGGAGUGGAAAUGCUCAUGCACCUUGAAUGACCCAUGAGCAUGCACGGGCACCCACAAUUUACGGUGAAGGGGAUGUCAGGAAGGCUUUCUUGAGCUGUUCGUAUCCGUCGCUGUGCAAGAUGGAAUUACAUACUCACCAAUUGCUGCUGCAAUAGCUCUGCGUGGGGCAUUGGGCAGCCUUGUGCUCGAGAACUCACCGUGUCAAUCGCCCACGCUCGGUUGCGAGUACUGUUUAUUCGGUGAUGCACGCGAUGGGGAUACCUCUCUCUCGCGCGCGCGCAAGGUUACAAUAAAAGCUCCUGACGCCCUUCGAAAGGCGAUCUGUGCUUAUCGACCCCGCUGCAGUUAUCUAGGUCGGGUCAAAGCUGAACCCUCCAUAAAUUUGCAUUCGUCGAGAACGGAGCAACCUACCAGAGCAUGGGAG
This is a messenger RNA of Sphaerulina musiva SO2202, 2712 nucleotides long. Its product is annotated as apses-domain-containing protein. Lineage: Eukaryota; Fungi; Ascomycota; Dothideomycetes; Mycosphaerellales; Mycosphaerellaceae. The transcript is spliced from 2 exons. Gene Ontology annotation, cellular component: MBF transcription complex; SBF transcription complex. The record is from RefSeq and is a predicted model, not a curated record. Gene Ontology annotation, molecular function: DNA binding; protein binding; transcription regulator activity. The coding region runs from base 179 to 2242 and encodes 687 amino acids.